GGGUGUGUGUGUGCGAGUGUGUGACUAUUCUUCCCCCGCUCGCGCCGCCGCCAACGCCGCGGCCGCCGGACUCCGCCGCCGCCACCGCUCCACCGCCCGUGUGCGCACCGCCCCUCUCGGGGGACCUCCUCCUCCCGACUGGUUUCGCUUCCUGAUCCAGAAUCCGGAACCGGAGAACCGAUUGGUCAUUGGUCGUCGACUGCACAGACGAUGGCGUCGCUGGCCUCCCUGUCCUCCCUGUCCCUCUCCGCCUCCGCCGCCGCGCAGGGCCGUGCGGGGUCCGUAUUGGGGACGUCGCGGUGGCGGCAGCGGCGGCGGCGGGUGAGUGUUGUGCGGGCGAAGGUGCGGGAGAUCUUCAUGCCGGCGCUGAGCUCGACGAUGACGGAAGGGAGGAUCGUCUCCUGGACGGCGGCGGAGGGGGACCGCGUCGCCAAGGGAGACCCCGUGGUGGUCGUGGAGUCCGACAAGGCCGACAUGGACGUGGAGACCUUCUACGACGGGAUCGUCGCCGUCGUCCUCGUCCCGGCCGGUGAGUCCGCCCCCGUCGGCGCCCCCAUCGCCCUCCUGGCGGAGUCCGAGGAGGAGGUCGCCGUCGCGCAGGCGCGUGCCCAGGCCCUCCCGAAAGCCCCGGGCCAGGAACCCCCUCCUCCCCCUCCCCACAAGGCUGCACCACCACCUCCCCCUCCGGCGCCGGCGAAGGGCAUCGCCACGCCUCACGCCAAGAAGCUAGCGAAGGAGCACAGGGUGGACAUCUCCAAGGUCGUCGGCACCGGGCCACACGGCCGCGUCACGGGACCCGACGUUGAGGCGGCCGCUGGUAUCAAGCCGAAGCCAAAAGGCCCAAAGGUCACUCCACCUCCACCUCCACAUCCACAUCCACCUCCACCUCCACCUCCACGGGCCGCUGCUCACCCGGCACCUCCGAUGCCGGCCGCACCCCGGCAUCCAGCAGUGCUACCACCGGUACCUGGCGCGACAGUGGAGCCGUUCACGGCGAUGCAAGCUGCGGUGAGCAGGAGCAUGGUUGAGAGCCUGUCAGUGCCAACGUUCAGAGUCGGGUACAGCAUCUGUACUGAUAAGCUCGAUGCGCUAUGCGAGAAGGUUAAAUCGAAAGGGGUUACAAAGACAUUGUUGCUGGUGAAAGCGGCGGCCAUGGCGCUCACUCAGCACCCGGUCGUGAAUGCCAGCUGCAGGGAUGGGAAGAGCUUCAGCUAUAACAGUAGUAUCAACAUUGCUGUGGCUGUUGCGAUUGAGGGUGGCCUUCUUACGCCUGUGUUGGAAGAUGUUGAUAAGUUGGAUGUAUACCUGCUUGCACAAAAGUGGAGAGGCCUGCUCAAGAAGGCACGCAUGAAGCAACUCCAACCAAAUGAAUACAGUUCAGGGACGUUUGCAUUGUCUAAUUUGGGUAUGUUUGGGGUGGAUAGAUUUGAUGCAAUCCUUCCACCUGGUCAGGGGGCUAUUAUGGCUGUUGGAGGGUCGAAACCUACUGUGGUGGCCAACAAAGAUGGUUUCUUUAGCAUCAAGAACGAAAUGCUAGUCAAUGUUACUGCUGACCACAGGAUCAUAUAUGGUGCUGAUUUGGCAGCAUUCCUGCAAACAUUUGCAAAGAUCGUUGAGGAUCCUGAGAGCCUAACAUUGUAGGGAAGAUGUCCCUUACAAAGUGCUCCCUAAGUACCGCAGUUUGUUCGAUUCAAAUUGGAAGAAUAAUUCCAAGAGUAUUUGUAAAGCCAUUAUUUGUAGAUAGUUUGUUAUUUUUAAUGAUAUUGCCAUGGGGUCAAUAUUUUUUACCCGACACAAUAAGUGAAAUGCUCGUUUUCAGUAUCAA
Oryza brachyantha (malo sina) is the source of this 1825-nucleotide messenger RNA. RefSeq names its product dihydrolipoyllysine-residue acetyltransferase component 4 of pyruvate dehydrogenase complex, chloroplastic-like. Gene Ontology annotation, cellular component: chloroplast envelope; pyruvate dehydrogenase complex; chloroplast thylakoid. The record is from RefSeq and is a predicted model, not a curated record. The transcript has 6 exons. Gene Ontology annotation, molecular function: dihydrolipoyllysine-residue acetyltransferase activity. Bases 211 to 1641 code for a protein of 476 amino acids. Gene Ontology annotation, biological process: pyruvate decarboxylation to acetyl-CoA. Lineage: Eukaryota; Viridiplantae; Streptophyta; Magnoliopsida; Poales; Poaceae.